Messenger RNA from Rosa chinensis, 5659 nucleotides. RefSeq names its product disease resistance protein RPV1. The transcript is spliced from 12 exons. Gene Ontology annotation, molecular function: ADP binding. The record is from RefSeq and is a predicted model, not a curated record. Gene Ontology annotation, biological process: signal transduction; defense response. Lineage: Eukaryota; Viridiplantae; Streptophyta; Magnoliopsida; Rosales; Rosaceae. The coding region runs from base 251 to 3061 and encodes 936 amino acids.
UCCUGAGGUCUAAAGCCGUCAAUCACGUUGAUGUCUGUCGCCCACUUUUGUUGUCGUUCUAUUUCCAAUGACAACUCCGUGACACUUACAACUCGAUUACCUUCGGUGGAAGGAGCCAGGAAACUGCUUUGCACUUGGCCAAACCGAGAGGACUAAUAUAUGUAACAAGAGAUAUAGUCCUUGAAGCAACAGUACCAUCCCAAAUUAUUUCCAUUCAGCCUCCUCACUCAUCCUCCUGCAAUCAAACAACAUGGAUCUGAGCCUCGGAGCCUCUUCCUCUUCUUCUUCUUCUUCUUCUUCUUCUUCUUCCACCCAUUCAUUCACACAUGAUGUCUUUCUGAGCUUCAGAGGUGAAACACGCAACAAUUUCACAGGCCAUUUGUACAGCAAUUUGGUUAACAAGGGAGUUAAGACCUUCAUAGAUAAUGAGCUUACAAGAGGAGAAGAUAUAAGAAAGGAGCUUCUCGAAGUAAUUGAAGGAUCAAGGAUUUCCAUUGUUGUAUUUUCUGCAAACUAUGCAUCUUCAAAGUGGUGCUUGGAUGAACUUGUCAAGAUCUUUCAAUGUAAAGAAUCCAGGCAACAAAUCGUUUACCCAAUUUUCUACAAGGUAGAUCCGUCGGAGAUACGAUACCAGAAGGGCCAGGUUGGUGAUGGAAUUGCUCACCUCAGCAAAUACGAGGAUAACUUAAUGAAGGUGGGGAGUUGGAAGGCAGCCCUUACACAAGCAGCAACUUUGUCUGGGUGGCACAUCUCGGAUGGAGGGCAUGAAGCGAAUUUCAUUGAUGAAAUUGUUAAAGUGAUAUCAACCAAAACAAGGAAAUGCACCCUUUUAGAUGUGGCAACACAUCCUGUUGGAAUAGAAUCUCGUGUAGAAGACAUACUUAAGCUCUUAAAUGUAGAGCAAGGCGAUCCUCACAUGGUAGGGAUAUGGGGAAUUGGCGGGAUAGGAAAAACAACACUUGCAAAAGCUGUUUACAAUUCAAUUAGCCAUAAGUUUGAACAUUGCUGUUUCUUGAAAAUUGUUAAAGAAAAAUCACAUGGAGGUCUUGUUGAGCUACAAAAUAAUUUUCUUUCUAAGAUUAUAGAGAGGAAUCUACCUAAUGUGACCAAUGUUGAUGAAGGAAUCACUGUGCUGAAGCAAAACCUAAGACAGAAAAGGGUUCUCUUAGUUCUUGAUGAUGUGGACAGCUUGGAUCAAUUAAAAAAACUUGCUGGAAGGUGUGAUUGGUUUGGUCCAAGAAGUAGAAUUAUCAUAACAACAAGAGAUACGAAUUGCCUAAGUGCCCAUGAAGUCAAUUCAAUAUAUGAGGUCAAGGAAUUAAAUCAUCAAGAAGCUUCAAAGCUCUUCAAUUUCAAUGCCUUCAAAAGAAAUAUAUGUCUGGAUGACUUCUUUGAACUUGCAAAUGAGGCAAUACGUUAUGCUAAAGGGAUUCCGUUAGUUUUGGAAGUUUUAGGGGCAGAUCUAUGUAGUAAAGAGGAUAAGGAUGAGUGGAAAGAGGCAUUAGAGUAUUACAAGAGAUAUCCUAACCAAGAGAUUCAAAAAACUCUCCAAAGAAGUUACGAGGCAUUGCCUGAUCGGAUAAAAGAAGUUUUUCUUCAUAUUGCAUGUUUCUUUAAAGGUGACAAACAAAGCUAUGUGAUAAAUGCACUAGAAAGCUGUGACUUGUAUCCCAAACAUGCUCUCAAAGUCCUCGUAGAAAAGGCCUUAAUAAAAAUUGAGGAAGACAAAAGAAUUUGGAUGCAUGACCAUUUAGAAGACAUGGGAAAAGAAAUUGUUCGGCAAGAGUCUCCUAAUGAGAAAGGAAAACGCAGUAGAUUGUGGCUAUAUGAGGAUGUUUGCGAGGUUCUUGAGGAAAAUGAAGGAACGGAUAAAAUUAAAGGCAUCGGGGUAGGAGAUUUUUAUUCACAAAAGAUAUGCUUGAACCGCGGAAGCUUCACAAACUUGAAAAAUCUUGAAAUUUUUAUAGUCCGUGGAAAGGGAGGGAUGCUUUAUGGAGAGGGCGUGGAUUAUCUCCCCAACCACUUGAGGGUCCUUCACUUGAUUUCAUUACAAUAUGUCGGGGGAUUGAAUUUGAAGGGUAUGCGAUAUUUGAAAUCUAUCAAAUUGUCGGAGUGCUCUGGUUUAACAAGAAUUCCCGACUUGUCUGGAUUAACAAGCUUGAAGUAUUUGGAGGUGUCUUAUUGUUUUAGUUUAGUUGAAGUUCAUCCUUCGGUUGGCCGUCUCGAUAAGCUCGUCAGUUUGAUACUCACCCAUUGUUACAAGCUGCAGAUGUUUCCAGAGAGGAUCAACUUGAAAUCCUUGGAAAUUCUGUAUCUAUCUAAUUGCUGGGAUCUUAAGUUCUUCCCUGAAAUUGAUGGAGACAUGAAGUCGUUGAAAUACCUGGAUCUAAGUCAGACUGGGAUCGAAGAGUUACCUUGCUCAGUUGGAAAUCUCACUGGCCUUAAAUCCUUGUCUCUGUGUCGCUGUCAAAAUCUGAGAAAUGUACCAUCGAGCAUCUUCUAUGGAUUGCAACGUCUGGGGGAGCUAGAUCUACGGUACUGCUAUAACCUUGUUACAUUUCCAGAGAGGAUCAACAUGAAAUCUUUGGAAAUUCUGGAUCUCUCUUAUUGCCGUCAUCAUAAGUUCUUCCCUGAAAUUGAGGGAGACAUGAAGUCGUUGAAAUACCUGGAUCUGGGUUGCACUGCCAUCAAAGAGUUACCUUGCUCAGUUGGAAAUCUCACUGGCCUUAAAUCCUUGGUUCUAUCUCACUGUCAAAAUCUGACAAAUGUACCAUCGAGCAUCUUCUAUGGAUUGCAACGUCUGGAGGAUCUAGAUCUACGGUACUGCUAUAACCUUGUUACAUUUCCGGCAAAGUCAGAAUCACUUCCUCCACCGGUCUUUUCAACUACCCUGUCGACAUUACAAGUUGAUUUGAGCCAUUGCUGGCGGCUUGAAGAAAUUUCAGAAUUUCCACGAGAAAUAGCUUGUCGGUGGGAAGGUUGUAGGUCAUUGGAAAGAGUUUCAUACUUGUCAAAAAUUUGGAGAGUAAAGAUUCAAAAAUGUCCGGUCGGUUGGACUUGACUAGUUGUCCGAGACUCUGCGACGAUCUGGCUCGUCGAGCAGUAUUUCAUCUGGCCAAGAAGAGAAAGAUGACAUCAUCACCGUUUGUGGGAACCAAGGAAUUGAUGGGAGGGGAUGAUAAAUUGGCGGCUCUGUUGACUCUUUUUUUCUCUCGUGCGAAAUCUGAAGAAUUCCACGUAGAAUUUCUCGGAUUUGCGGCUCUGAUUCAGUUUCCAAACUGGUUCACCUGCCGCCGUCUGUAUGAGGGAUUCAUACCUAAACAGAUUGGAUUCUGCAUUGAAAUUCCUCAAAACUCCAAUUGGGACAGCAAAGGGUUGGCUCUCUGUAUUCAAUCGUGGUUACCUAGUGUCCCUUAUUUAUUUUCGAAGUUUCCUGAGGUCCCUUUUUCUGUUUACAUCAAUGGAGUAAAGUUUGAUGAAAUAAGUAGGAGGUGGCACGGGACUGUGUGGGUGCAUUAUAUUCCAUUGGUUACAGUAAUAAGGAGGUUGAGUGAGUGUGGGAUGCCGCCACCUGAUAUGUUUCGAGUUAUGUUUUGUUUUGGAGAUAAUUCUGAUGAAAGAGGAAUGCCUCGGACGGGAAGCUGGGGAGUCCACCUGAUCGAAGAUUUGGAAGAAGAAAGCCGAUAAUAAUCCAGCUGACUUCCAGUAGAAACGCAUUCUGUUGUCCAAGUAUAUGCUCAUUCUGCUGCCACUGAGUAUGACAUUGACACACCCGAGUUACUAAACACUUACCUCCGAAGAACUACUCCUUUGAAAACAUGAUGCUCGAUCAUCAUCAUACAAUGUUAAGGAGUUCAAUUUAGAGGAAAUGAUUGAGUGAGUCUUUGGAAUCAAACCUCUAGAGCAUGAUCAAUGGAGUUGAUAAUACCUACACCGAGGGUCUAUAUGUCUGAAUUAUUAAGUUGAAUCGCAAAGGAACUAGAUGCUCCAGAUAUGGCUGAUACAAUAGAGCAAGUGGAUUAUGUACUUCAUUAGCAAGCAAGGUUGGACCUACCAUGGAUUUCAUUCAUUUUUGCCAUGCCUAGUCAAACACACCUCAAGAGGGUUUGGGUCUCUUGCAGCUUUGGUGGCAUAGUGAAUCCCCGUCCUCUUCUCCAGUCAAUUGUCACUAUCCCAUUAGCGAGUGUAAUGGAUUCUGUUUCACAAGGUUACUUCCAAUGUUGUCCAGACCUUCUGGGUUCUAAUGUCUACCUGAAAUUAGUUCAGCACUCUUUUCGCUUGUUUUCAUUUUCUUUUAGUAUAGGCAGUAAUGUUUGCGAGUUAGUUUACCUUUGUUACUGUGAAGUUCUUGAUGAAUAAUCUGAUUAAGAUGAAAGGAGAACAGCAUUUGGGCCUCUUAAGAAGAAGGCAAUACAUGCUUGUUGCAAGUUUGGGUCAUCCUUGGAAAAAAGGGUUCAAGGGGUAGAGCAAUGUCUGCCCAGAUUGAGGAGGACACUGAUGCAGAAGAGCUGCAGGCGGGUGGAAGCAUUUCACCAAGAGCUUAUAUUGGAACAACAUGGUGAUUGAUCAACAUAUAUAAGAUGCUGAGCUGGUACAGAUUUUUAAGGGCCCAGCAAGUGUGGGAUGAUAUGCUCAACUCAAGGAAGGAAUUUUUCUGUUCAACUGUGACAGACUGAUCUAAUCAGUGGGAUGCCAAACUGAUCGAGAUUAAUUAGUUUAGUACUGGAUUCUACUCUACACUCAGCUUUGCAACUCUUGAUAUUUGACAAGGUGAAAAUCAGCAAUGUUGUCGUCUUAAGGCAUGCUAAAAUGAAUCUAGAGAUCUGAUCAAGACAAUAAUGAGUCACUGAGUUUAGGUGCUGUCUUCUAAUUACAUACGCGCAAUGAUCUAUGUAGAAUGCAUUGUAAAGUGCUUUCAAGAAGAUUUUGGAUUCUUGGUAGCAGCCUUCAUGGUGUAUUGCAUCCCUACUUUUCCGUCAAUUCUCAGCAUUACCAGCAGUCUGGAAAUGCCAACAUGUAUUCUGCAUCGUACAUCUGCAUACUAAUGCAAUCAUUUCGAUUUUGCACAGCUCGUGUCUUAGAGAGACCAUGAUCCUCCCUCUGCAGUAGGAAUACGAAACCUACACGACUACUUUAAAUACUCAAUGUCGCCCAAACCUCCAACACAAAUUGUUCCAACUGGUGCAAGGUUAACAUUGACAAAGUCUUGCAGCUCUGUCUCUGGAAGAAUUGGUGCAGGAGAAUAUUAUGAAGGAAUUUAGCAACUGGAUCAUAGGUUUUUCUGUAAGCCUUGCUCUUGGUACAAUUAUGAACUUAAGUGUAGGGUUUAUUCACGGGUCUUCUUAUUCCAGCUUAGUUAAUCUACAAAGACCCUAUUCCGUGACACUAGCUGGGACAUCUCAGUGACUCGUGUCUAGCUACAAGGUAAUCAAUGAAACAGCAGAUAACUUGCCAAGCUUGAUCAUCCUUAGCUACAAGAAGUCUUAUGGAUUUGUAAAGUCUGGGGCUUUGCAAUAUUGCAAAUGCAAUGCUAUAGUUUCUUUCGUGCCUAGGUGCCAGACUUCAAAUGCACCCUAUGUAGUUGAAUUUUAGAUACGGCUUUGUGUGCCACAUGAACGUUUUUUUUUUUUUUUUUUAAUAUGGGAAACUGAUUCGUUUC